GAAAAGACAAUUUAAUUGUUUCAUGUUUCUUUCAGAUGUGAAGAGUGAUUCAUGUUUGGAUAUAGAAAUAACGUCCUCAACAUCAAAAGAGCGACUCACAGCACAAACUCUUUCCUGCAUCACCUGUGGAAAGACAUUCAGCUCACAGAGACAUUUAGAGAGACAUGAGAGAAAACACACAGAACAGAAACUCUUCACCAGAUCUGAGAUCAGCUUUACUACCUUACAAGAGAAGAAACUUCAUUCAGAAGACCACAGAGAGAAGAAGAAGAAGAAGAAGAAGAAGCAGUUUCACUGUGAACAGUGUGGGAGGAUUUGUGCUUCUUCCUUUCAUCUAAAUGUUCACAUGAGGACACACACUGGUGAAAAGCCUUUCAACUGCACUGAAUGUGGAAGUUACUUCAGAACCAAACAAUAUCUUAAAGUUCAUCAGAGAGUUCACACAGGAGAAAAACCUUACGAGUGUCCUCACUGUGAGAAGAGAUUUAGCUGUAAACGUGGUCUGAAGAGACAUGUGCGUUCCCACACCAAUGAGAGACUGUAUCAGUGCAGUGAAUGUAACAAAACCUUUAGUGAUUUACGCUCUUUAAAAAAACACCAGAAUACUCACAUUAAAGAGAAACUCCAUCAGUGUUCACACUGUGAUAAAUGUUACGGUCAUAAAUAUCAGCUGAUAGUCCAUGAGAGAGUUCAUACUGGAGAAAAACCUUAUCACUGUAAUGUCUGUGGGAAGAGUUUUAGUAAAAAAACAACAUUACUAUGUCAUAAGAGAAUUCAUACAGGUGAAAAACCUUACAAAUGCUCUCAGUGUGACAUGACAUUUGCUUAUUCAAGUCACUUCAGAGUCCAUCAGAGAGUUCACACUGGAGAGAAACCUUACGUCUGCUCUCACUGUGGAAAGGGCUUCUCUAGUUCAUCUAUAUUCAGAGUUCAUCAAAAAGUUCAUACUGGAGAGAAACCUUACGUCUGCUCUCACUGUGGAAAGAGCUUCUCUAGUUCAUCUCAUUUAAUAGUUCAUCAAAGAGUUCAUACUGGAGAGAAACCUCAUCACUGUAAUGUUUGUGGGAGCAGUUUUAGUCAAAAAACUACAUUACUAUGUCACAUGAGAAUUCAUACAGGUGAAAGACCUUUCAAAUGCUCUCAGUGUGACAAGACGUUUGCUCAGUCAAAUUCCUUAAAAUCCCAUGAGAGAAUUCAUACUGGAGAGAAACCUUAUCACUGUAGUGUCUGUGGUAAGAGUUUUACUCAAGGGUCUUCAUUACUAAAGCACACGAGAGUUCAUACAGGUGAAAAACCUUUCAAAUGCUCUCAGUGUGACAAGAUGUUUACUUGUUCAAGUAACUUAAGAUACCAUCAGAGAGUUCAUACUGGAGAGAAACCUUAAAGCUGAAGGUAUACUAGGGGUUAGUAGUCAUCAGAAGAAAAUGACCGUACAGGUUCAACAGCGCAUGUGUGAGAAAAUAUUGGGACAGAACACCCCACUACAAACAAUUAGGGCGCACUCACACUAUCCAAACCAAACCGCGCUCGGGCACGUUUGACCCCCAAAGCCUGGUUUGUUUGACUAGUGUGAUUGUUCUGUUCCACGCCCGGGUGCGGAUUGGUUAAUUGUGUCGCGGCCGGGUUGCAGAGGUGGGCCGGAGCGCGGUUCACUUGGGCUCAGCACGGAAGGAUGUGGUGUGAGCGCAAUCGCGCCUGAGUGCGAUUCAAAAGGUGAAGACAUCAGUUGCGCGCCCACUCACCUUCAUCUGCCUCCGUAAAACCUUUUGAUGCGAGCAGCGGGGUUACGUGAAUGUCCGAGCUGCACACGCGACAGAUCAACUAAGCAAUAUGAUGACAUGUGAGAGGGCUGUCUGUUAUCACGCACCAAACGACUCCGAAUAAAAAACACAGACUUAUCAUUACGGUGGGUUCCAGUGUUAAGAGAGUGAUUUACUUCCUGCUUUUUUCGAAACAAUCGCAUCUUAAUGAGGAAAGUGCGCCCGGACUCGGAUCGAUAAAAUUACAGUGUGAGUGUGUGCACCUGGGCGAGUAGGGAGGGGUGACAAUUGCGCUGGGGCAUGGUUUGGUUUGGUUUGGAUAAUGUGAGUGCACCCUUACACAAAGGCAAUAGAAAGCAUUUGCACACACACUGUUGUUUUUUCUUUUUAUUUUCACUUAUUCCAAGAACAGACAACUGUGGAGCAUUUUUGUCACCCUAAUGUUUGACUCCUGGUCUUUGUUUUCUUCUUGUUUCUUCUAAACUUUGUUUGCCAUGGUGGAUCGCCUACUUUUCUUCACCUAUCCUGCAUUUUUUCCGUUGCAUUGUACCUCAGGGUUUGGUGUCAGUUUACUUUUGGGAGCUUUUUCACUGAGUGAAGUACGUAGUAACGAUACAUUUUUUAGGACUACCUCGGUUGGGGUUCCAAGCGACUUGAGCUGAGACCAAACGUGACGUGAAAACACUGUAGAUCACUGAUUGGUCUGAGAGAAUCGUCACUAUCAGUGUAAUUGCUAUAAUGCAAAAGAUUAGCUUUACCUUAGUGCUAGCUUGCGGUGUCUCGAGCAAACAUGUUGUCAUCUGUGCUCUGCUAUAAGUUCCCAAACUCACUUUAGCGAUGAAAAACAUCUACAGGUUGAGAAUCAAGAACACAAUAACAGUUUUUUUUAGACUUGCAGUUUUUUGGCGGCACAUUCGCAACGCGCACGUAUGCUUAAAUGCAACUUUUGAGGCUUAGCGGAGCUCGUUAACUGACGCCACAGGUGUUUUUACAGAAACUGUCAUGUGAGACAGAGGUAGUGUUAAACGCAUCUAUUUUGGUGAUCAAUUUUAGUUUUGUGGCAGACUGAGAAAUAAAUGAAUGUAUGGGAAUGUACAACAAUGCUCUCACUUGUAUGAUGUCACAGCAGUAGGCAGUGCACAUAUAACAACACGCCUAUAAUCCCUCCCAUCUGAAAUAAUACUAACUCGAUGGAAAAGCUAACCAAGCCAAAGUGAAGUGAGCUGACCCGACCUGACUCGCCAAUCAGUGCGGCUCUGACGGCCUGGUAGAGUUAUAAUUUGAAUGAGAAAUCAUUUGUAUUGUGUUCAGUCGUGGCCAAAAGUUUUGAGAAUUACAUAAAUAUUGGAAAUUGGAAAAGUUGCUGCUUAAGUUUUUAUAAUAGCAAUUUGCAUAUACUCCAGAAUGUUGAAUGAAAGAGUGAUCGGAUGAAUUGCAUAGUCCUUCUUUGCCAUGAAAAUUAACUUGGGCCUAGUCCACACGGACAUGGGUAUUUUUAUAACCGUGAGUUUUUUCACGUGGUUCGGCCGUUCAUCCACACGAAACCGCAGUAUCAGGGCACUGAAACCGAGCAUAUUUGAAAACCCCGGCCAGGGUGAGCUUUUUAAGAAACCCCGGUUACAGUGGUGUCGUGUAGAGAGUAAGGUUUUGCCUUGCGAUGUCAGAGUGUGCGCCGCUAUCCACUGUGUUUGACGUCAAGAUUGUGCGCCACGACUGCUUUGUUGAUGAUUCUGUGCAAUGGCGGACGUAUCUUGCUAAUAAUAACUGUGCCAGCAGGGCUUCUAACAUGUAUACAGAUACAUCAGUAUAUUGCGGAACACGAUUUUGGUUAUAUCCCCGCCUGCUGGUGUGGCAUGCUCUUGACAGCGCUUGAUAGCGUGCUUUUGCUUUAUCGUGUGGAUGGAUAUUUAAUUUAAACCGAGCAUGUGUGGACGGGAUUUUUUUUAGGGAAAACUCCAGUUAUAAAUAUACCCAUGUCUGUGUGGACCAGGCCUGAAUCUCAAAAAAACAUUUCCACUGCAUUUCAUUGCUGUCAUUAAAUAGCCUGCUGAGAUCAUUUCAGUAAUCGUCUUGUUAACUCAGGUGAGAAUGUUGACGAGCACAAGGCUGGAGAUCAUUAUGUCAGGCUGAUUGGGUUAGAAUGGCACACUUGACAUGUUUAAAAGAAGGGUGAUGCUUGAAAGCAUUGUUCUUCCAUUGUUAACCAUGGUGACCUGAAAAGGAACGUGUGCAGCCAUCAUUGCUUUGCAUAAAAAUGGCUUCACAGGCAAGGAUCUUGUGGCUACUAAGAUUGCACCCAAAUCAACAAUCUAUAGAAUCAUCAAGAACUUCAAGGAAAGAGGUUCAAUUCUUGUAAAGAAGGCUUCAGUGUGUCCAAGAAAGUCCAGCAAGUGCCAGGAUUGUCUCCUAAAGAGGAUUCAGCUGCGGGAUCGGAGUGCCACCAGUGCAGAGCCUGCUCAGGAAUGGCAGCAGGAAGGUGUGAGCGCAUCUGCACGCACAGUGAGGUGAAAACUUUUGGAAGAUGGCCGGUGUCAAGAAGGGCAGCAAAGAAGCCACUUCUCUCCAAAAAUAAACCAUCAGGGACAGAUUGACCUUCUGCCAAAAGUAUAGUGAUCCAUUCCUGAGGACUGCUGCAAAGUCAUAUUCUCAGAUGAAGCCCCUUUCAGUCUGUUUGGGGCAUCUGUAAAAAGGCCUUUCAGGAGAAGAACAGGUGAGCGCUACCAUCAGUCCUGUGUCAUGCCAACAGUAAAGCAUCCUAAAACCAUUCAUGUACGGUUGUUUCUUAUUCAAGGGAGUAGGCUCACUCACAAUUCUGCCCAAAAACACAGCCAUGAAUAAAGAAUGGUACCAAAAUACCCUCCAACAGCAACUUCUUCCAACAAUCCAACAACAGUUUGGUGAAGAACAAUGCAUUUUCCAGCACGAUGGAGCGCCGUGCCAUAAGGCAAAAGUGUUAACUAAGUGGCUCUGGGACCAGAACGUUUAAAUUUUGGGUCCAUGGUCUGGAAACUCCCCAUAUCUUAAUCCCAUUGAGAACUUGUGGUCAAUCCUCAAGAGGCGGGCGGACAAACAAAACCCCACUAAUUCUGACAAACUCCAAGAAGUGACUAUGAAAGAAUGAGUUGCUAUCAGUCAGGAUUUGGUCCCGAAGUUGAUUAAGAGCAUGCCCAGUCGAAUUGCAGAGGUCCUGAAAAAGAACGGUCAACACUGCAAAUACUAACUCUUUGCAAAAUGUUAUGCUAUUGUCGAUAAAAGCCUUUGAAACGUAUGAAGCGCUUGUAAUUAUAUUUCAGUACAUCAUAGAAACAACUGAAACAAAGAUCUUAAAACAGUUUAGCAGCAAACUUUGUGAAAACUAAUAUUUAUGUAGUCUCAAAACUUUUGGCCACGACUGGACAUGUUCAACACGGGUAGCUGAGUAUGCUUUGAAAGCUGUCCGUCAGCCGGACACGGUAAAAAGUAUACCCCGCCAUUAAGUCUGCUCUCACUGUGGAAUAAGCUUCUCUAAUCCAUUUCAAUUCAGAGAUCAUCAAAGAGUUCAUACUGGAGAGAAACCAUAAAGGCCGAGGUAUACCUUUUUUCCGCGUCCGGCUCACACGCGUCCGUGCAGCUUUCCAAGUAUACUCCCCACGGCUAUACGCGAAUGGCCGCGUUUGACACUGUAUGCAAUACAAAUGAUUUCUUAUUCAAAUUAUAACUCUACCAGGCCGUUAGGCCAGCACUGAUUUGGCGACAUUUACAGUACAUUAAAACAUUAGGAUAGGUGAAGAAAAGUAACCAUUCCAUAAUUGCAAACACAGUUUAUAACAAACAACAAGACAACAAAGAGCAGGAAUCAAAUAUUAUGAUAACAAACAUGCUCCACAGCUCUGUUCUUGGAAGAAGUAAAAGUUAAAGAAGAAAAUCGAUAGUGUGUGUACAAAUGCUGUCUAUUUCCUUUGUAUAAUUGUUUGUAGUGGAGUAUCCUGUCUAAAUAUUUCCAUGCGCAUGAGCUGUUGUACUGUAUGUGCACUCAAAUUUUGGGCUGCACGCGGACCCUCCUGAUGACGAAAAUUAAGUCCCUAGUAUACUUCCGGCUUAACACAGUAGUGUCUGUGGGAAGAGUUAAUCAACAGUCAAACUUUGUAAAGCACCAGUGACCUUAAUAAGGUUAUGACACCAAAAACAGUUUUACAUAUUAUUAAAGAGUAACUAAACUCUAAACCAACUUUUUUUGUAAAAAUGCCUGACUGCUGCCCUCCUCAGGUCAAUCUGUGGCUACUGAAGUUGAAUUUUCCUAUUGGAUGUUGCGGUACUAAGUUACUUAAGCUGUACGUGUGACAUAAGCAGGUUCAAGCUCGCCUCGCCCUUGUUACAAUCUCACCACACCCUUGGCAAAAUUCUCCAUUUUAGAGGCUGACAGCAGCAGCCCCCAAAUCAGCCCCGCCCUCGGUUCGUCCCCUCUAUCUCCACUGGGGUCUGCCCAAUUUUCUUGCAUUUUUCAAAUAUUGCCAAUGGUGGAGUCAGGCUCUGACCUGGGGCCGGUUGCACGUAAAAAUAUUGGGUGUAAGUCCUACGUCGGACAUUGUGAAAAAUAUUUACGCCUGUUGCACCAUCUAAAACUACGACCAAACGCAGCUACGCUCAGUGUAGAUGAUGCACACCCCCACGUAUGCGUUUACCAGUGAUAUUUAAACGCUGUUCGCUUUUACUAUGGCAAAAAUGGUACACUAAUAGAUUACCCCAUGUUUACCAGUGCGCUCUCCCUCAAGAUGCGUGCGUGUAGACUCAUCAAACACAUUAUAACAGCUCUAGUUUCAAACAAAAUUAAAUCAAAGCUUUUAAUAAGUUCUCUACAGUGUCUUUGUAAGUAUUUAUGUAUUUUAUUAUAUAAUUUAUUAGGGGUCUCUCUACCAUGCAUGAAAGCACAUUGCGUAUCCUGUGCACGCGCCAAUGUCUUGUCACAUUUCAUUAUUUCUAUUUUGCCAUAGAAACAAAGUCAAUACUUUAUACUUACACCUACCCUUGACUCGAGGUAAGUUUAAAGGUGCAGUGUGUAUAUUUUAGCGGUAUCUAGUAGUGAGAUUGUGAAUUGAAACCAACGGCUCAGUCUACCAUUCACCAGAACGCAUUGAAAAUCUAUGGUAGUCGCCAAAGGACAAGCAUGUUGUUGUCUAAGACAAAAUGAAAAUGUGCUUUGUAGAGCAGUUUGUUCGUUUAGUGCUACUGUAGAAACAUGGCGGCACGAAAUGGCGACUUCCAUGUGAGGGGACCCGCUGUGUAUUUAGAUAAAAUCGGCUCAUUGUAAGGUAAUAAACACAUAACUGAUCACUAUGUAAGGUCUUUUUACACCACUGAUAAUAUAGUUGUGUAUAUUAUAUUGCAUUUCUGUCAAGAGGUCCUUCUAAAAGCUGCACACUGCACCUUUAAGUCUCAGACGUGCGCUACGGCUAGAUGGUGCAACAGGUGUUAAUUCUACGUCUGACAUAAAGUGCUUUUUACGUCCAGAGUAGUCUUACGACUGGGUUUACCGCCCAGCUGGUGCAACUGGCCCCGAGGGUUUAGUAACCCUUUAAUAGUAAAAUAAGAACAAAUAAUCAAAUGAUGAGCAAUAUCGCAUAAAUUCAACAGAACAAACACACUAAUAAAAUAAAACUGUGCUGUUCAGGUUUUUCAGAUUAAUCUAACAGUUCUGUAUUUUGGAGGUAAGGUGCCAAGCUGGAAAGAGUGUAUGUGUCUGGGAGCAAACAUACUGUUCAGAACUAUAUACAAUAGUGUUAAUUCAUGUUGUUUUUCAUAUUUUAUUUACACAUUUAUCAUUUUUAUCUCUUUUAUAAACUAUUUUUUAUGUGUCAAACUUGUUUAGUUUAUAUUGUGUGCUGUGUGAUUUUACAUACUGUUUUCAAAGUUUUAAUGUCAUGGGACCACAUUGUCAUAAAUUGUUCAUUUAAGAAGGUCACUGUUCAGAUUAUUUAGUAAAUGCUUUGUUCAUUUUUACAAUGAUUAUGUCUCCUGACUUCUGCUAUAGGCCUAUUAUCUGUGCUGGUAAAUUAAAGUUGACAUAAUUAUUUAGUAUUUUGUCAAGUCUUUUUAUUCUUUCUAGGAAAGUUAAAGGACCUGUUAUUACAUAGAGAUCAUCUUGACCAGAUACACAGUGUGAUAUGUUAGCACAAUAGAAACGAACUGCAAGAGCUUGUAGAGAGGAGUAAAGACUGCUGAGAGGAACAGCACUAUAUUUUGAGGAUAUUGUGCAUAUUUUACAAGCAUGUCACAGUUUCACUGCACAGACACCAUAUAUUGUAUAACAGGUUUCUUUUACUUUAUUAUUAGUAUUUUAAUGACAAUCACAGUUGAAUGUAAUGUUGUAAUAAAAACGGAAAAAUGUCUUUAUAGGUAUCUAUACAGAUGAAAAUAAAGGCUUUAAACUUCAA
Messenger RNA from Misgurnus anguillicaudatus (oriental weatherfish), 8170 nucleotides. Lineage: Eukaryota; Metazoa; Chordata; Actinopteri; Cypriniformes; Cobitidae. The record is from RefSeq and is a predicted model, not a curated record.